Anolis sagrei ordinatus is the source of this 660-nucleotide messenger RNA. The record is from RefSeq and is a predicted model, not a curated record. NCBI's taxonomy places the organism in Eukaryota, Metazoa, Chordata, Lepidosauria, Squamata, Anolidae.
GGAAGCGAUUCGGAAUCUGAUUUGCCACAUCGAAAGUUGCCAGAUGUGAAAAAAGACGAUAUGUCUGCAAGGCGGACAUCCUACGGUGAACCCAAAUCAGUUGUGCCUUUUAACCAAUACCUCCCCAAUAAAAAUAACCAGACUGCCUAUAUUCCGGCUCCUCUCAGGAAGAAGAAAGCAGAACGUGAGGAGUUCAGGAAAAGCUGGAGUACUGCUACUUCACCUCUAGGAGAGAGACCUUUCAGCAAAACCCAUCCUGAAACCAUAGAAGAAGAGCAAAGCGAGGUACUGGUACAAUCUGAAGAGGAUCUGGGCUGCACCAUUUCCACUGCUGUUCCCUUGGUUGAGCCAGUUCAGGCAGACAUAAGCCAACAAGACCCCUUACGUCAGUCUCCUACACAUUCUGCAAACAAAACAGCAGGGCCCAGAAAUAACGAAAAGGAUCCUGAGGAGCUCAAAAAGCUAAGAAGGCUUGAAGAGGCUGGUAUUAAAAUCAUGCCAGCAGCACAGCGCUAUGGAAGCAGGUUAGCUCCAUGCCACGGGACUUGGUGUGUGUAUGCAUCAAGCUUUGAGCACUCGUUGUGCUUUGUGGUACUUUUCAGUUUGCUGUAACCCUCUAACCACUUUUUGAAAAUCCUAAUAAAUAUAAUUUGCUGUCCC